GUUGGAAGGACGCGACCGUGCAGAACUGCUUCUCAUGGGCAGUUACCUGAGCUGGCCUCGUCCUGUGCCGCCGGCCUCCGCUCUCUUGAGCGGGGACCAGCGGGAGAGACGCGGGCGCCUCGAGCCGGCGAACCCCGCCUGCCGUGGGCCCCCGGCUUGGCGGCUUCACUUGGCUGCCCCGGCCCUGGAACUGGCUCGCAGGCAGUCUUACGAGGAUCUUGUGGCUUCGCCCCGUCGUCGUUGGCACCGUCGGCGGCUUGUCAUAGUCCAUCGGAGGCAAUAUCCGGUCCAGCAGGCCCGGUGUUUAUUUCUGGGCGUCUUUUCCUCCGUGUCCCGGAGUGGCCCUCAGAAGAAGCCGGUACUGUCUGCUUGCAGCUGUAAGAAGUUCUGCACCUCGUUGAUCCUGAAGAUGGCGUCUGCUAGGGACAAAGUGACGCUCCGUUUGGCUCUGAAGCAGACAGUCAUCCGUAUGUGGUCUUCACUGAAUGGUCACCUCCCAAACCCUUUUGUAAAGGAGACUCUGGUGAGGGCCCUCGAAGAGAGCGGUCAGCUGAGAGUCAAGAAAGAGAAGGACCCGACUGCCCUGCGUGAGAGCCAGAAAGGGCUAGCAAAGCAGAAGGAAGGGCACCCAGGCCCCGAGAGUUUUGACGAUCAGAGAAGGGGCUCUGGCAGCAGCGGGGGUGCGCAGUCCGCGUUUAGGCGCCUGAUGGUCAACGGAGUCCCCUCUUCCUUCGAGCCCAGGCCUGGGCCUCUGGGGAGAGACUUCUGUUUCAAUAGCUCAGAGGACAGCCUGAUUAAGAAAUCCCAGAGCUACUUUUUGAGCUCCUGCAGCAGACGAAACGCCAUCAUCAGUUCAUACAGCUCCACGCGAGGAUCCCCACCGCUGUGGAGAAGCGGUCCAAACGCAGCUGGGCUCCGGGGCCCAGCCUCAUCCCAUCCCCACGUGCCUGCAAACAACACCAGUGAGGAAAGCCAUCAGCCUAGGUCUUCAGCCUCAGUGGAACCACAAAGUCAGAUCAAGCGUGAAAAGGCUGCAGAUGCCCCCUUGGGGCAGAAACAAAACUUGAGGAAUUGCUCACCACAAUUCGACAGUUCCAGGCCCCAGAAACGCAAGAUUCCUCUGCUGCUGCCCUCUAGGCGAAAUGGCCCGCUGAUCCUGCCCCCAGCCCCCCAGCUAGGUUAUAGAGUCACUGCUGAAGACCUUGAUUUAGAGAAGAGAGCUGCCAUCCAGUGGAUCAACAAGGUGUUGGAAAGGUAAGACAGGCCAUCUCAGACUGCAGGGCCCUCAGCCUUCCUGUCCCUCCACCCUCACCUGCUGCAG
Ceratotherium simum simum (southern white rhinoceros) is the source of this 1321-nucleotide messenger RNA. Its product is annotated as nuclear envelope pore membrane protein POM 121-like. NCBI's taxonomy places the organism in Eukaryota, Metazoa, Chordata, Mammalia, Perissodactyla, Rhinocerotidae. The record is from RefSeq and is a predicted model, not a curated record.